GGGGCAGGCUCUGGCUCUGGCUCUUGGGGUUAUCAGUAUUCAACAUUAGGGAGCAGCAAACUGAGCAAUCUACUAUAUCAGUCAGUAGAAUGGGAAAUAACAUAGACUUCAGGCAGCAGAAAGUGAGCUGAAGUGAACUAUAGAUCGACAAGACUGGUGAAGAGAGAUUUGACUAGCUGUCAAGGUGUCAAAAGAAAAUAUAAUGUUGCUGGAGACCUGACCUGAGAGCUGAGGUGACAUUGGAGUGUACAAUGAACAAGGACACACAGGAGGUCAUGAUUCACAAAGACAGACAAGGGGGUGUUGGUGGUCGCCAUGGCAUCCCGAGCUCCAUGUCCCUGCACAGACAACACUCCAAACUCCCCCCUAAAGAGGUGUUCAACGACAUCAUGUACAUAGUGGGCGGCUGGACCCAGGAGGACCCCUCCUGCCCAGUGGAACAGUUCUACCCCCUGGAGAAUGAGUGGAAGAACAUGGCCUCCAUGGUCAAUCACCGUGGUAACGUGGCCGUGUGCGGCCUGUAUGGGAAGAUCUACACAGUGGGCGGGUCUGAUGGCGUCACCUACAAAAGCAAUGUGGACAGGUACGACCCACAAACUAAUAUCUGGAGUAACGACGUGACCCCACUGAGCAGCCCCCGCAGCGGAGUGUGUCUGGUGGAGAUGGAUGGAUACCUGUACGCCCUUGGAGGGUAUGACGGCAUGGUCUGCACCAACACUGUUGAGAGGUAUAAUCCCAAAAUGAACAGCUGGACGAAGCAGGCUCCGAUGCUGAGCCGGCGUUGUGGGGCAGCUGCUGCUGUGAUGGAGGGUCAGCUGUACGUGAUUGGAGGCAGCGAUGGAGACGUACCCAUGAACACAGUGGAGCGUUUUAAUCCCUUGGACGGGAUAUGGUAUGUGUGCCCCCCCAUGUUGACCGCUAGAGAGAACGCUGGCUGCUGUGUGUACCUGGGACGUCUGUUUGUGACCGGAGGACGGGAUGACCUCAACCUGGAGCUCAGCGCGGCAGAGAAGUUUGAUCCAGGCGCUCUGCGAUGGACCCCCGUCAAACACAUGAGGUGCAAGAGGAACAACGUGUCCCUGAUAGUGUUCAACGGGUCGCUGUUGGCUGUAGGAGGCUCGGAUGGCGUUACCAAUCUGAAAACAAUAGAAGUAUACAACCACGAGUCAAACACAUGGAGACACUUUGGGAGCAUGAAGACAAAGCAUCCAGGAGGCCAUGUUGCCAUGUUGAACACAAAACAUGGUUACAGCCUGUAACUGGAUAUGGCGUUGAUGGACAAUAACAUAAGGAUUCAUCAUAUGUAUUAUGAUAUUAUUUAUUUCUGAUUGAUAAAGUGUAUGUCCAAGUAGUAAUCAUAACCACAAAUAUGAUUUAUACAAUUAUUUGACUAUGUAACAGGACAAUUACAGCGGGAAGCUGUAUGGAAUUUCUGCGACGGCAACUGACUCCUGUAAAUAGUGUUGUGCUUCUUCAAUAGAAAUGGUUUAUUGGUGGGUGUGUGCUGAAGGGAAAGGCAAGGAUGGGAACAUUGAAGGAUGAUUGAGAAAAGUCAUUUAGAAUGUGUGUGGCUGUGUCCCAAACGUCACCUUACCCAGCUAGCACAUUUGGUUCCUUGGAAGUUGUGGGAAUGUAUGUUUUUGGUUUUACAUUGGUCGUGGAAACGAAGCCAUACCUUUCCUGACAGGUAAAACUGAAAGCUUUUCAAAAGUUCUGAGAACAGAAGUAAAAAUGUUGCCUGUUCUGGGAACAUUUAUUUUUUUGUUUGCAGGGAGGUUCUGACUGAGAAUGUUUUACUCUGGUUCCUUGAAUGUUUUUCUGGGAGGUUUGUAUUAAUGCUCUGAGAACAGAAAUUAUAGGUUAUUUGGAGAUUUUUGAAUAACUUCCUUAAAACUUUCAAUUAAUGUUUCAAUAAAACUUAAUAAAACUG
Messenger RNA from Oncorhynchus keta (chum salmon), 1930 nucleotides. Its product is annotated as kelch-like protein 20. Lineage: Eukaryota; Metazoa; Chordata; Actinopteri; Salmoniformes; Salmonidae. The coding region runs from base 252 to 1259 and encodes 335 amino acids. The transcript is spliced from 8 exons. Gene Ontology annotation, molecular function: protein binding. The record is from RefSeq and is a predicted model, not a curated record.